This is a messenger RNA of Selaginella moellendorffii, 513 nucleotides long. RefSeq names its product zinc finger HIT domain-containing protein 3. The transcript has a single exon. Lineage: Eukaryota; Viridiplantae; Streptophyta; Lycopodiopsida; Selaginellales; Selaginellaceae. Gene Ontology annotation, biological process: maturation of LSU-rRNA from tricistronic rRNA transcript (SSU-rRNA, 5.8S rRNA, LSU-rRNA); snoRNA localization; box C/D snoRNP assembly. Gene Ontology annotation, cellular component: nucleus; pre-snoRNP complex. Bases 23 to 460 code for a protein of 145 amino acids. The record is from RefSeq and is a predicted model, not a curated record.
GAAAGUUUAUAAACAUGGUUAUAUGUUUCUUAUUGGAUCUAGGGCUUUUGGCGCAAUGAGCCAGUGCGGCAUUUGCAGUGGCGCGGUCUCCAAGUACAAAUGCCCGGGCUGCCUGGUGCCCUACUGCUCGCUGCAGUGCUUCAAGGAUCACAAGGCAGCGCCCUGCACGAAGGUAGCGGCGGCGGAGGAGGAGGAGCAAGCCCAGCUCGUGCAGCCGCCGCGGGAUUUCGAGAAUGGGGAUGAAUCGCAGGUGGCAACCAGGCUCCGGAGGCAGCAGCUCGAGGCGGUGGCGGCGUCGGAGGAGAUCCGCGCCAUGCUCAGGAACGAGGAGCUCCAGGCGAUCGUGAGCAAGAUCGAUGCGUCGGCCACUGCGGAGAAAGAUCUCGACACCGCCAUGAAUCUGCCGGAUUUCAAGGGUUUCGCUGACAAGAUCCUCGAGGUUAUUGCCUCUUUCAGGUAGAUCAUGCCCUCCACGAGCAUCUUAGAGAUCUAGAAUCGAGUCUUCUCUCUUUC